Molecule: messenger RNA, 3257 nt
Organism: Musca vetustissima
Lineage: Eukaryota; Metazoa; Arthropoda; Insecta; Diptera; Muscidae
Exons: 2
Source: RefSeq, a predicted model, not a curated record
CUGUCAGCGUAAUGCCAAUUUAUCACAAAACCCCACCCACAGUAUCGGGUAGCCAUGCCACAUCGGAAAUCGAUAAUCACACCUCGGAGGCAGCCAAAGUGAAGCGGACCCGUGAACAUGCCUAUUUCAAUUCCUAUGACUUCGAUGCAAUUGAAGUUUUACCCUAUGAUGAAGACGACGAUGAGGAGGGGGAGGGACACAACAAUGUGAAGAAGGAUGGCCGAGGCCAUUCCAAGUCAACAACAACAACAAAUAGUCAACAACAGCAUUUGAAGUCUAAAACUCAACAACAACUGCCACUACAUUCAAGUCAAACAACCAGACAGCAUUUACCACCGUCAGCAUCAGCAUCCUCAUCACAAUCAGGGCUGCAGCAGCCUAGCUUUGGCUAUGUCAGCUCCAAACAGCAACAUCAUCCCCAUACCCCCACCAUCACCACCCACAACAAAAUCUCCUCAACAAGUAGUGAUAAUUUCAUAGUCGAUAAACAUUCACAUCUCAGCAGCCAUGGUGGUGGCGGGGGCCUGGCCUCGAAGCAUCCAGGCAACGUCAGCGGCAAACACAGCUCAUAUCUGCAACGUUUCGGUGUUGCCCUCUUCGGUGGGAUAAAUGUCAAUUCCACAAAUGUCCACAGCGCCGGGGACCACAAAGCAAGUAACCACCACCAUAAUUCAGCCUCUUCGUCACUGUCCACAACAUCGACCUCUUCAUCGUUUGCCGACGACGAUGAUGAUGAGGAGGAUGAUAUUAAACACUUGAAAGUGUCAUCAUCGGGUAUAUCCUCAUCUGCCUCCUCGUCACCCUCGGCAAGGCCUAAAGCCAAAUGUUGCUCUUCUUCAGCAUCAUCAACAACAUCAUCUGCAGCAGCUGCAGCGGGAGCAGGACCAUCAUCAAUGGCUGUGGAUAGUCUUGAAUCACCAAAUAUUGCCACUGGAGGGGUUAGUUCAAAUGAAGCAACAACACAGGUGGGUAUCAACGGUCAUAUGGGUGCCACCAACAACUCCAAUGCGGCUGCAACCUCGGCUGAUGGGAAUUUCCUGUUACCUCGGGUCAUGCUUAAAUAUCAGAGCACUUUAAAUGCAGGUGGCAGCGUCAUUUAUCCGGCAACAAAUUCAAAGUCAAUGUCAACUGCGGCGUCGGCGGCGACAACUUCGAACACGCCAGCAACAACAACAAAUUCCUCUGCCACAACGACGGCGCCAGUUAUGACCGGUAAUAAUGUUCGUUUGAAAAAACUCUCCACAACUUCGUCCAGUUUAAGCUCUUUGGGUUCGGAAGAAAUUGUGGAAAUCCACCGGGUGGAUGAUGAGGUCAGCAAGGGCCCAAAGGAGUUUAAAGUCAUGCCAAAAUUGGCAAAGACUCCUGGACGGGCUGCCUCCCAUCAGUCGCACUAUUCCACCGACAAGUCAGCCUCUUCCGGUUAUUACAGCUCCAAUGUGUGUUCCACCUAUUCGUUGGAGGAGCACAUCUACAGCGAACCAACAAUUGAAAUGAAAGAAAUGCGAAACCUGAAUUCUGCGGCAGCAUCAGCAGCCUCGGUUGCUGCCACUGCUAAGACCACAGGAGAGAGUGGCAAGGCUCAAAGUGGUAGUGGCGAUCCAUUGGCAGGUGAAACUGCGUCUAGUGUUAUGCAUACUUUGGACUAUAAUAGACGCUAUCGGUAUAAUACGGAUCAACGCGAUGGUCAGGAGGUUAAGGGUGGAGGAGGUUCGGUAGCCUCUUCCUCCUCCAAAGAAUUCCAAGAAAAUCUGAGGAUUCUGGAGACAAGUAUUGAAAAUUUAGAUCGCCAUUUGAAGUCCUUCCCCAGGGGAAUGGUGGUCAGUUCAACAGAUGCCAUAUCACAACAACAACAACACCACCACCGGGGAGAACGGGAGGAGAAGUUACGUGCCUCCUAUUCCCAUUUACCCACCAUUAAGGAGGGCUAUGAUGCCAAUACCCUGAAAAGGGGCUGGUCUGAGGAUCCCGUUACCGAUGAUUCUUUGAUCGACAUCGAUUUGGAUUCUUUUCUUUUGGAUGAGGCUGGGAAAAAGGAUCGCAAACAGCAACAACAAAAUCUGCAAAGCAAACAGCAACAACAACUACCUCCAGCAAUCAAAACCAAAGGCUGCGGAAUUGAUAACCCCUCGUUUUUGAGUGAGGAGCAGGAGGAGAACCACUACAAAUGUGCCAAAUAUAUAAAUUCCUGUCCCGAGGAUGCCUAUCGUGUGGAGAGUGAUAUUAUUGCGCCGGCUCGUAGUUCAAUAUCCGGACAAUCGGUGGCGGCGGUAUCGGUGACGGAAUUAUAUCCCAAGCGUUAUGAGGAUCAAAUUCAUUUUCAAAAUACCCGCGAACUAUUGGAAGAUGUGCGUGAUAAGAUACGAUUGCUCAAUCUCUCACAAGACAUACCUCCUCCCGCUCAUUCUCAUCAUCCUGCAGGUAAUCAAGAAAGGCAAAUGAUUAGGUCAGGAAAUCAAGCCGCUAAUUUAACCCUCGAUGAAUAUAUACCCAAAGAACUGCAUACCAUGAUUGGGACCCUCAAGCGGGAACUGGAACUCUAUUUGCAGCGUAUGAAUCAGAAUAGCGAAUUGGAGAUCCGACAGCUCUGCACGGGGUUGGUGAAAAAUCAGAACAUUGUCAAAAUGAAAAAUGCCUUCGAAAGGCGACGUUCGCUAAGCGAUGUCAGCGAUCAAUUAUCACAAUACGAAGCCGGCUUUGUCGGGACAGGUGGCAUGCGCAGCACCAUGGCCGGUCUGCCACCGAUUAGCAUUCGCCAAGAGGUAACCACCAUCAAGUGUUCAAGUGAUCCCAACUUCAAAAUGAAAAGAAAAUCCCUCACCGAAGUCUUUCCCAUGUCGGAAUGUUAUGUGGAAACCCUACGGACCAUAGAAAGGCAAAGUGAUCCCCUGCCACCACUGCCAAGUGGUGGUUCUCAGCUACAACGGAAUCUCCAUUUUCAUCAGGCCAGUAUUCAACAAUUUGACAAUCAAACAGAGAAUGACAAAAGGAUAUCCCACACAAAAAAUAAUGGCUCAGGUUCUGGUUCCGCUUCGGGCUCCGCAUCCUCAUCUGUAUCGCACUCCAACUCACCACACGAUUCCUCCGAAUCCCAAGACAAAGAUUCCAUAUUGGAUUGGCAUCGUAAAAAGCCCAGCAUCUGGGAAAUGUAUUACGGCACCAAUCGCAUUCAACAAUCGCUGCUGGGCGGCAAUGGUAAAAAGAAUGGUCUGAUGGUAACCGGUAAUAUAAGCUCCUCCACCUCAUCACCGAUGUGUUAU